AUGAUCAAGACUGGUGUAACCAUCAAGUCUAAUGCAACCGUCAAGUUUGGUGUAGCCGCCAAGUCUAGUGUAACCAUCAAGUCUGGUGUAACCGUCAAGUCUGGUGUAAUCAUCAAGUCUGGUGUAACCGUCAAGUGUGGUGUAACCGUCAAUUGUGGUGUAACCAUCAAGUCUGAGGUAACCGUCAAGUGUGGUGUAACCGUCAAGUGUGGUGUAACCGUCAAGUCUGGUGAAAUCAUCAAGUCUGGUUCUGGUGUAACUGUCAAGUCUGGUGUAACCGUCAAGUCUGGUGCAACCGUCAAGUCUGGUGCAACCAUCAAGUCUGGUGUAACCAUCAAGUCUGGUUCAACAGUCAAGUCUGGUGCAACUGUCGAGUCUGGUGUAAUCAUCAAGUCUGGUGCAACCAUCAAGUCUGGUGCAACCGUCAAGUCUGGUGCAACCGUCAAGUCUGAUAUAAUCAUCAAGUCUGGUGUAACCAUCAAGUCUGGUGUAACCGUCAAGUGUGUUGUAACUGUCAAGUGUGGUGUAACCGUCAAGUCUGGUGUAACCGUCAAGUCUGGUGCAACCGUCAAGUCUGGUGUAACCGUCAAGUCUGGUGUAAUCAUCAAGUCUGGUGUAACCGUCAAGUCUGGUGUAAUCAUCAAGUCUGGUGUAAUCAUCAAGUCUGGUGUAACCGUAAAGUCUGGUGUAAUCAUCAAGUCUGGUGUAACCGUAAAGUCUGGUGUAAUCAUCAAGUCUGGUCUAAUCAUCAAGUCUGGUGUAACCGUAAAGUCUGGUGUAACCGUCAAGUCUGGUGUAACCGUCAAGUCUGGUGUAAUCAUCAAGUCUGGUGUAAUCAUCAAGUCUGGUGCAACCGUCAAGUGUGGUGCAACCGUCAAGUGUGGUGCAACCGUCAAGUCUGGUGUAACCGUCAAGUCUGGUGUAACCGUCAAGUCUGGUGUAACCGUCAAGUCUGGUGUAACCAUCAAGUCUGGUGUAACCAUCAAGUCUGGUGUAACCGUCAAGUCUGGUGUAACCGUCAAGUCUGGUGCAACCGUCAAGUCUGGUGUAACUGUCAAGUCUGGUGUAACCGUCAAGUCUGGUGUAACUGUCAAGUCUGGUGUAACUGUCAAGUCUGGUGUAACUGUCAAGUCUGGUGUAACCAUCAAGUCUGGUGUAAUCAUCAAGUCUGGUGCAACCGUCAAGUCUGGUGUAAUCAUCAAGUCUGGUGCAACCGUCAAGUCUGGUGUAAUCAUCAAGUCUGGUGUAAUCAUCAAGUCUGGUGUAAUCAUCAAGUCUGGUGCAUUGUCGUUCAGACUGAGGAGUGGGUAG
Messenger RNA from Candidula unifasciata, 1311 nucleotides. The record is from the annotation of a GenBank genome assembly. Lineage: Eukaryota; Metazoa; Mollusca; Gastropoda; Stylommatophora; Geomitridae.